This is a messenger RNA of Salvelinus sp. IW2-2015, 3097 nucleotides long. RefSeq names its product tribbles homolog 2-like. The record is from RefSeq and is a predicted model, not a curated record. Gene Ontology annotation, molecular function: mitogen-activated protein kinase kinase binding; protein kinase activity; ATP binding. Gene Ontology annotation, biological process: regulation of MAP kinase activity; protein phosphorylation; positive regulation of proteasomal ubiquitin-dependent protein catabolic process. Gene Ontology annotation, cellular component: nucleus. NCBI's taxonomy places the organism in Eukaryota, Metazoa, Chordata, Actinopteri, Salmoniformes, Salmonidae.
AGUGUGGAAGCCUAUCCGCCAGGCAGUCGGCUCCUGCGCUGAGGAAAGGUGUGUGUUAAGCGGCUGACCUCGCACUGAAUGGACUAGCUAGAUUUUUCGCAGCCACGGAAGCAACAAACUACAGGACCACUACAACCAAUCUAUUUACUCAAGUUUACAACCCAAAGUGCCGUWAAAGAGAAGACAACCGGAUAGUUUGGCAGUAUUAGGGAAUCCUGAUGAACAUACAAAUAUCUAAUCCCAUCAACAUCUCGCGUUAUGGGAGAUCACGGCACAAAGCGACCGAUUUUGAGGAGUUAGGCCUAUCUUGCUUGAGGACUACAGAAUCCAGCCAGAGUUUCAGUCCUAACCUAGGAUCCCCUAGCCCCCCCGAAACACCAGAUUCCUCCCACUGUAUCUCCUGCAUCGGUAACUACCUACUCCUCGAGCCCUUGGAGGGGGAUCACGUUUUCAGGGCCGCCCACCUGCACACCGGGGAAGAGCUCGUAUGUAAGGUGUUUGAGAUAGGCAUUUACCAGGAGUCCCUGGCGGUCUACUUCUCCCUGGGCAGACAUGAGCACAUCAACCAGGUGGUGGAGGUCCUGCUGGGGGAGAAGCGGGCCUACGUCUUCUUCGAGAGGAGCCACGGAGACAUGCACUCCUUCGUCCGUACCUGCAAGAAGCUGCGUGAGGACGAGGCCGCCAGACUCUUCCGUCAGAUAGCCUCAGCAGUGGCACAUUGCCAUGACAACGGCGUGGUCCUCCGGGACCUCAAGCUGAGGAAGUUUGUCUUCAGGAACGAGGACAGGAGCCUUGUGAAGCUGGAGAGCCUAGAAGACACCUACAUCCUGGAGGGCAAUGAUGACUCUCUGUCAGAAAAGCAUGGCUGCCCUGCCUACGUCAGCCCCGAGAUCCUCAACGCCAGCGGCAGCUACUCAGGCAAGGCGGCCGACGUCUGGUCCCUGGGCGUCAUGCUCUACACCAUCCUGGUGGGCCGCUACCCCUUCCACGACGUAGAACCCAGCUCCCUGUUCAGUAAGAUCCGCCGGGGCCACUUCAGCAUCCCAGAGAACCUGACGCCCAAGGCCAAGUGUCUGAUCCGGAGUAUCCUCCGCCGAGAGCCCGCAGAGCGCCUCACGMCCCGGGAGAUCCUGGAGCACCCCUGGUUCUUAUCCUCCGGGGCAGCAGGUGGCGCUAUGGUCCAGGGGAGAGGGGAGCAGGAGCAGACUGUGCCCGAGGUGAACAUGGAGGAGGAGCUGGAUCAGUUCUUCAGCUGAGAAGACAGGAAACGGAGCACAAAGGGAGGACUACGCCACAGAGCGGAACAAACGCGACACGCUCUGAAAGAGCCUAAAGGUAGAUUAGUUGUUUAGCAGGUGAAACAUUGUCACUCACAGAAAAGGUGUAUCCAUCUUUUUUUCUUUCCAUUUCAUGGAAAACCAACCUCGAGGCAGAGCCAGGUGGCGAAUGGUGUAUUAACAUAAUUGGGGGCGGGACUUCUGUUAAGAGGAGUUGCCGCCACUGGACAUGCAAGUCACAAACAAUGUAGCAAACGUUAUCUUUUGUUGUUCGUUUUUUAAAGUGGUGCUUUUAAAAGUAGAGACAUACGCCAUGUUGUGACGCUACAGAAAGCACGAAGGGACAAAAACCUCAGCCAAGGAGAACAAGAACACCACUCCUCUAUGCGCUCUCACACACCCAGGUAGAAGUUACCCACUAACCAAAGAUCUAGGAUCAGAUCACAUAACCCUCAAUCCUCACCUUAACCAUUAUGAGGAUUAAACAAUAUCUGACCCUGGACCUGUGGUCAGGGCCAACUUCUACCUCCUCUGUUCCAACAAUCAUCAGGACAGAUGACCUCAUUUUUGUUUUGUCACUCAGUGUUUGUCUCUUAUUACCUAACAUGACCUUUGAACCUAGCUUAUAAAGCUCUUUCAUUGACAUAGAAGACGGAUACUGACUAAACUAUUUUAUGUCUUCAGAAACGUGUGUACUUCAUCAUCUUUUUCUGUGUAGAUUUAUUUCUCUCUCCCACUCAUCAUGUGCAUUUCUUUUAAAAAACUAUCUUCCACCACCAUCAAUUUGUCAUUUAAUAAUAAGGCUAUGUUUUAAGUCUGAUAUCACCUUGUUGUAUUAAGCUAUUCCAUUAAAUUAUUAAUGCUGCUUUGAUAUCUUCUGCUUAACCUUAAUUUGUAACCUCCCUCUCUCGUUAUGCCUCCACUAAUGGCAUAAUGCACUUGAUUUGUUUAGGUUAGGUUAGGUUAGGUUAGGUGAACAAUCAAUUCCACCUCUCUAGACUCGCUUUCUCUAUUUAAGUUUAGCUUUUCAUUUGUAGGAGAGGAAAACUUAACAUUUUAUUUAAAUUGUAACAACUAUAUAAAUAUAAAUAUAUAUAUAUUUAAAAAAACAAAACAUUGCAGGGUUUUUCUUUUUCAGAGAUUCCUUUUUCAUGUAUAUUAAAGGCAAUAGUUUGGACACAGGACAUGUGCGAUGGGAAAAAAGUCUGUCCAAAGUUUUUAGAAUAAACAAUUAAACUUUUGUGCCAGUAUUUCUCUGCCCCCACCACCCAUGCCAACUUCGGUCACCCCUUAAUAUAUUUUAUUUUGAACUUGACACCAGUUAUUAAACAAUACUAUUACAGUAACAUGGUCUGCAGUAGCCCAUGUUAAUUUUCUACUGCCUGCGUAGGUCCUGUAAAACUGUCCUGUUCUGAAUGGGUACCAGUGGACAUGUUUUGUCGUAUCUCAAUGUUACUUGAAUUUGUGUUUUUAUUAACUAGUCCURGGCAUGCACCCUAUGAAUGCUAUAGCCUGCCUAGCAGGGUGAAACAAAAUAAGCUUUUUUUUAUAAAAGUCAAAACACAAGUGAAAAUGUUAUUGGAAAUGUGCUAUUUUGAGUCACUUUUAAAACAGACUAUUGCUUUUAUUUUGUUUCGUAGAAUGAGCUGCCCUUAUUUGCAUUGGUGCUGAUUUGGUGCUAAUGCUUAAGAAGUCCUCUUGUUUUUGUUUGGAGGGGAGUGGUGCAUGGUGGGAAUUCUGCCUCGGAUGUUCUGAUUGUAAAAUGUAACAGAUUUUGGUGUUUUGUCCAAAUUUAUUCAGUAAAUAAAUUGUGAACUGCA